AUGGAUUUUAUUCAGACAGAAUUAAAACGUACAGCGUAUCAUCCAAUUGUAUUUGUUAUAACAGAUAAUAGUUCAUUAUCAGCAUCGAAUAAUCCUAAUAUUUUAUUUUCAUUGUCAAUUAUUGAUGAAUUAAAAAUUGAACAGAUCAGUUUCAAUCCAAUUGCACCAACUUUUAUGAAAAAAGCUCUUGAAUUAAUUAUUCAUCAAGCGUCUCUAUUAAAAUUAAAACCACCACCACGUGAUUGCAUUACUGAUAUUAUUCAAACAGCAAAUGGUGACCUUCGUUUAGCAAUUAAUACAUUACAAUUUUCUAGUAAUAAUAAAUUAAAAGUCUCAAUAGGAAAAUUGAAUUCAAAAGAUACAUGCUUAUCAUUGUUUCAAGGUCUUGGCCGAAUUUUAUAUAAAAAAGAUUCCGAAGAAGAUUCAAUAGAUGAAAAUAAAAAUCAACCUGAAAAUUUUAUUGAACAAUGUCAUAUAUCAGCACCAACUUUUAUUGGUUUUCUAUUUGAAAAUUAUAUUGAUUUUUAUUCUUCAAUUGAUGAUGCAGCGACUUUAUGUGAUCAUUUCAGUAUAACUGAACAUAUUCUUAAUGAAUGGGAGUCACGUUCACAACUCCUAUCUGUAUCAUCAAGUAUUGCUUGUCGAGCAGUACGUUUAUGCAAUUCUGUUCCAAUGAGUCGAGGUUUUAAACCAUUGCGUAAACCACAGGAGAGUGAUGUUAGAACGAGAGUACAAAAAAAUCAAACAUUAUUGUCAACAAAUAAAUUAUAUUAUGGCUGUUCAAGAGAAGAAUAUUUUUGUACUGUUUUACCUUAUCAAGCUUUUCUAUUGAAAAUAUCGCGUUCUGAAACAACAAAUGCAACAAAUCGUUCGAUUCUUGAUAUUGGUUUUAUUAAUCGACAUGCGAAGAAAUGCAACGACAUAAAUUCAAUGGUAACUGGAAAAAAUAGUUCAAUUGCACUCCUUACCGACAAUACUCAAACAGAUGAGACGUCUUAUAAUUUUUCGUUAACUCAUGCAACAACAAUCAAAUUAAACGAACUUGAAUACGAUGAUAAUGUUGAUAUAGAUAUUAUUGAUGAUUAA
Messenger RNA from Rotaria socialis, 1086 nucleotides. Lineage: Eukaryota; Metazoa; Rotifera; Eurotatoria; Philodinida; Philodinidae. The record is from the annotation of a GenBank genome assembly.